GAGCAACAACGCCAGCGGGGGCCCCACGGCCGAGGACGUGGCCGCGGCGCCCACCGAAGCCAUGCCGGGGGGUGACCGCUGCCGUGGCUACUACGACGUCAUGGGGCAGUGGGACCCGCCGUUUAACUGCAACCUGGGGAUCUACCAGUACUGCUGCGGGACGUGCGGGUACCGCUUCUGCUGCCAGUUCAAGCCCGGGCGGCUGGACCAAAGCGGCUGCUCCAACUACGACAACCCCAACUGGGUCAACACGGGCCAGCCACCAGCCCGGGUGGAUGAGACCCCCGAGGAUCCCACCCGGGACAAGACCAACAUGAUUGUGUACAUCAUCUGCGGUGUGGUGGCCAUCAUGGUGCUGGUGGGCAUCUUCACCAAGCUGGGCCUGGAGAAGUCGCAGAGCCCCCAGGCAGAGAUGACCAUGUCCAGGUAA
Messenger RNA from Tinamus guttatus (white-throated tinamou), 430 nucleotides. The record is from RefSeq and is a predicted model, not a curated record. NCBI's taxonomy places the organism in Eukaryota, Metazoa, Chordata, Aves, Tinamiformes, Tinamidae.